This is a messenger RNA of Toxotes jaculatrix (banded archerfish), 1945 nucleotides long. RefSeq names its product reticulocalbin 2 (gene rcn2). Gene Ontology annotation, molecular function: calcium ion binding. Bases 57 to 989 code for a protein of 310 amino acids. The transcript is spliced from 8 exons. The record is from RefSeq and is a predicted model, not a curated record. Gene Ontology annotation, cellular component: endoplasmic reticulum. Lineage: Eukaryota; Metazoa; Chordata; Actinopteri; Toxotidae.
CUUUCCCUUAGUGUCAGUGACAAAGCUAUCAACACUCAUACGAAGAACUUCACACGAUGGCAUCCUCUGCUUUGCUGGUUUUGCUGCUACUUCAGUUUGAACUUGGACAAAGCUCUCACAAGCAUCUUCAUGAAGAUCAUUAUAUUGGGCAGCAGCACAACCCUGAGCACGACAUGAAUGUCCUGCUGGGAGAUGAGGACACGGAGGAGAUCAAGAAACUUAGCCCAGCAGAACAGAGGAAGAAGAUGAUGGAAAUUGUAAAGAAGAUUGACACAAAUGCGGACAAUCUGCUAAGCGCAGAGGAGAUCACUCUAUGGAUUCAGCAAGUCUACAGAAAAUAUGCUCUGGAUGAUGCAGAUGAGCGGUUCCCUGAAUUUGACACUGACAAAGAUGGUGUUGUAACAUGGGAGGAAUACAACAUGGUAGCUCAUAACCAGCUCUUUAGUUUUGAUGAUAGCACAGUUCCUGAGGAUCCAGAGCAAGCAUCUCUCAGACAGCUUCAUGUGAAGGAGAGGAGGCGGUUUGACUUUGCUGAUGUGGACGGCACACCCGGCCUUAAUGUAACAGAGUUUCUGGCUUUCACCCACCCAUCUGAGGUGGAUCACAUGGCUGAUUUUGCCAUCGAAGAUGUGUUGAGUGAAUACGACAGAGAUAAAGAUGGAUUCAUCUGUCUAAGCGAAUUUAUCGGAGAUGUCCGUGGUGAUGAGGAUUCCCCUUCACAGUGGGAGAUCGAAGAAACAGUGCGAUUUAAAGACCUCUAUGAUCAAGACAAGGACGGCAAGUUGAAUCGAGAGGAGCAGCUUCGCUGGGUUGCACCUAAUAGCUACGGUUCAGCAAGAGAAGAGGCUCUUCACCUCAUCAAGGAAAUGGACAGCGAUGGAGAUGGGCAGCUCUCACAGGCUGAAGUUUUGAAAAAUCAAGAAACAUUCAUGAACAGUGAAGUGACAGACUAUGGCAGGCACCUGCACGUGUCACAUGAUGAAUUAUAACCACAUGUUCUUGUUUAUUGUAGAGUUUCAGCAUUUGUUUCCAUGUGGAUGUCAUGUAAUUUAUUUCCUGUGUUGUACGUUGGCAUUAGUCUUGGGAUUUACGUCACUCCCUGGAGGGAGGUGACCUUAUCUGUCUGUGCUCAAUUUGCAAUAGUAACAUGGACUAAAUAACAGGAAAUAUAUAUUGCAACAUGCGCACCACUGCAGGCUACAUCUAAAAUAUCUAGAGGGAUAUUUCAGUACCUUCACAGAAUAGUGUGCGUUGCAGGGGUUUUAUUUUGGAUUGCAUAAUAUUCUAACACCUUCCUGCUAUUUUGUCCACUGCCUACAUGCACAUACUCCUGAAGAACAGGCAGGUUUGACCAUCUUAACCACUUCUUUUAAGGACAUUAAAAAAAACUUAACUUAAAACUUAAAAUACAUUUUGUGGAUGUGCAAACCAACAGUCCUGUUAAUUAUUAUUAAAAAAAUGUAAUUGAAUAACUGUAGCUGUUUCAUGACUAGUUGUCCAUUUCCAUGCCCCAGAAGUGAAAUGACAGGCCUGUCUGUCCAGUUGUGGUAACUGCUGACAUAUUUCAGCUCUUCCUCAUUUAAAUCAAAUGAGUUAGUGAGUGAGUGUUGCUGAUUGAAGGCUGGUUUCCUGAAUGUGUCAUGAUCCGUUUCACUUGCAUCGAGCAACAGCCUGGUACACGGCUGGGCGUUGUAAAGUGACUUAAAGUUUAGUGGAUUCUCCAACGGGGGCUAUUUUAAACUGCUGAGAUGUCAUUACAAUUUAAAGAUGCCUUUUGGGUGAGUUAGUACAAUGCAACUAAUCUCUAUUUUUUUGUUGUUGUUGUUAAGUUUAGAGCUGAAAUUCAAAUUGACAGUGAGUUUUCACUGAACUGUGAAGUCAGUGUUGAAUUCAGCCAGCAUGUUCACUGCUGUUUUUGAACUAUAAAGUUUUAUGUGCCUUUCCA